AUGACAUCAUCACUUCUCGCCAAGUCAAACCGCUUCCUCCUUAAACCUCCCAAAAAACCCAACUCCCUCUCCUUCCUCAGAUCAAUCUCUUCCGACAACGAAUCCAACAACGCUCCUCUCCCUCCACCUCCCCAAUCCCUCGUCAAAUCAAUCUGCUCCUUAGUCUGCCACACCUACCUCCGUCAACACCACGUCACACUCUCCCCACACCGCCUCCUCACCCUCGACCUCGACGCCAAUUCCCUCACCCACGAGCAAGCCAUCACCGUCGUCGCCUCCCUCGCGAGCGAAUCCGGCUCCGUGGUGGCUCUCUGCUUCUUCCACUGGGCAUUAGCCUUCUCCAAGUUCCGACAUUUCAUGAGACUGUACCUCGUAACCGCCGAUUCGUUGAUCGCAAACGGGAACUUGGAGAAAGCUCAUGAGGUGAUGCGAUCUAUGGUGAGGAAUUUCGCGGAGAUCGGGAGGUUGAACGAAGCUGUAGGGAUGGUUUUAGAUAUGCAGAAUCAAGGGCUGUCUCCGAGUGUGAUAACCCUUAACUGCGUUCUCGAGAUUUCGAUUGAUUUGGGGUUGGUGGAGUAUGCGGAGAAUGUGUUCGACGAAAUGUCUGUGAGAGGAGUUUGUCCUGAUUCGAACUCUUUUAAGCUGAUGGUUAUUGGUUGUUUUAGAAGUGGGAAGAUUCAAGAAGCUGACAGGUGGCUUAACGGGAUGAUGCAAAGAGGGUUUGUUCCUGAUAACGCCACGUGUACGUUGAUUCUUAGUGGCUUUUGUGAGAAUGGGUUGGUGAAUAGAGCGGUUUGGUGUUUUCGUAAGAUGGUUGAGUUAGGGUUGAAGCCGAACUUGAUAAAUUUCACGUCUUUGAUUGAUGGGUUGUGUAAGAAGGGUAGUGUGAAGCAGGGGUUUGAGAUGUUGGAGGAGAUGGUUAGAGUUGGGUGGAAGCCGAAUGUGUAUACACACACGGUUUUGAUUGAUGGGUUGUGUAAAAGAGGGUGGACGGAGAGAGCGUUUAGGCUGUUUUUGAAGCUUGUUCGUAGUGAUUGUUAUAAGCCUAAUGUGUAUACUUAUACUUCGAUGAUUGGUGGGUAUUGUAAAGAGGAUAAGUUGAGCCGUGCUGAGAUGUUGUUUAGUAGAAUGAAGGAGCAGGGUUUGGUGCCUAACGUGAAUACGUAUACGACGCUCGUUGAUGGGCAUUGUAAAGGUGGGAACUUUGAGAGAGCGUAUGAGUUGAUGAGUUUGAUGAGUGGUGAAGGUUUGAGACCGAAUAUUUAUACGUAUAAUGCGGUUGUAGACAGUCUUUGUAAGAAAUCAAGGGCGUCUGAGGCUUAUGAGUUGCUGAAUAAAGCGUUUUCUUGUGGACUGGAGGCUGAUGGAGUUACUUACACUAUUCUUAUUCAAGAACAGUGUAAGCAGAGUGACAUCAAGCAAGCUCUUGCGUUUUUCUGUCGGAUGAAUAAGACUGGUUUUGAAGCUGAUAUGCGUCUGAACAACAUUUUGAUAGCUGCAUUUUGUAGGCAAAAGGAGAUGAAGGAAAGUGAGAAGCUUUUUGGGUAUGUGGUGAGUCUUGGCUUGGUUCCAACGAAGGAGACUUAUACAUCCAUGAUUAGCGGGUAUUGUAAGGAAGGUGACAUUGAUCUAGCUUUGAAGUAUUUUAAUAACAUGAAGAGACAUGGUUGCGUUCCUGAUAGCUUCACUUAUGGUUCACUAAUAAGUGGUCUCUGCAAGAAGUCCAUGGUGGAUGAAGCUUGUAAGCUUUACGAAGCAAUGAUUGACAAAGGUUUAGCUCCUUCUGAGGUGACUCGUGUCACGUUAGCGUACGAGUACUGUAAGAGGAAUGAUUCUGCCAACGCAAUGAUGCUUUUGGAGCCGUUAGAUAAGAGGCUUUGGAUUAGAACGGUUAGGACACUAGUGAGAAAGUUGUGUAGCGAGAAGAAAGUUGGAGUUGCAGCUCUGUUCUAUCAAAAACUGUUGGAAAAAGAUGGUAGUGUUGAUCGUGUUACUUUAGCUGCUUUCACUACGGCUUGCUCCGAGUCUGGUAAAAACAACCUUGUUGCUGAUUUGACUGAGAGAGUUUCCAGAGGAGUUGGCUAG
Molecule: messenger RNA, 2085 nt
Organism: Eruca vesicaria subsp. sativa (arugula)
Lineage: Eukaryota; Viridiplantae; Streptophyta; Magnoliopsida; Brassicales; Brassicaceae
Source: the annotation of a GenBank genome assembly